AUGACCGAAGCAACGACCAACGACCUUCCAACUUCUCCGCCCACUUCGCCAGGGGACGAUGCGGCCGCACGUCGAGCUGCUCGAAAAGCUCGCAUCUUGGGAUCGGGCACCGACCGGCUAGCUCGCAUCACCAAGACGGGAAGAGGCGACGAAGCCAGUACAUUGUACCCUCCCACUUCCCCCUCUUCCUCUUCAGCCCGAGGCAUUGCUCCGAACCUCUCGGCAGAGGCAGAUGAACAUCCAGAUCCAGAAGAGAUUGAUCUAGCUCAGUUGGCUAGAUUACAAGCUGGCGAGGGAGGCGCGAUGAGCGUCAAUCCUUUUGCUAGCCCAAGGGCUGGACAAACACACUUCAAUGAUGCGCAGUCUCCCGGAGAAGGGCAACAGGGACUUCCGUCAGGUUUCCCGCAGCUCCCAGCUGGCAUGGAGCUGCCUCCCGGCAUGGCGGAUAUGUUUGCUCAGUUUCAAGCAGCCAUGGCCGGUGGAGGAGGCCCACCCGGUUCAAGUGGUGAAGCAGGCGCUCAAACUCCAACCCCACCCGUCGCUCCAUCAGGUUCACGAACGGUGGAGAGGAUCUUUGGCUUGACGAGAGUCUUGAUAUUUGCAGCUUUUGGUGCCUACUUGGUAGCUCCACUACUGCACGCCCACAGAGCCGUGCUGGCCGGAGAGGGAGAGGCUCAUCAUGUCAACGGAGGAGCAUUGUUGCACUGGGCAAGGUUGGGGUACGAAAGGCCAAGCCCGUGGGAUGCCGGCACUUUUGGUCUUGAAGAGCUCGGACUCGGUGGCAUUGUGAGUGAUGAGGUCCUACGCGACGCACGGCUUGGCGUGGCUUCAGCGUUGGACAAAAAGUCUGCAGCCUGAUGGACUGCUUCGUGCGUCGACGGGUAGCUCACUUAGCUGAGAUCACCAUUUAUUCGCGAUUCCCUACAUAGCCCGUCUUCUACCUCUUCUUGACUCUCGAGAUCGGAUUGCAAUCGGCAAGGAUCAUGCUGAUGAGGGUGAGUCACAAGGCGAGGACAAUGUGGUGCACAGGAGUCACCUCUAACCAAACCUUGCGCGCUGCGGUCUUUCUCUCCCUAUCGCAGCACCGACCACCUCCGCCUUCUCUCCUUCAACGUUUCUCCCCUUUGCUACCCCCAGCGCUCUCCUCCAUCCUCCUCACAGGCUCUCAAUACUUGACGCUCCUGAACGCCUUCAUCAACGACUUGGCCGUCGUCAUUUUUGUGAUGGGCGUUGGAAUUCUGUGGGCUGGUUGGAGGGUAGGAUACGAUCCGUUCGGUCAAGCAGGCGAUGCGCUAGCUUCCAUCGGAUCUGCCAUCGAUCCCAACCAAUUUGCCGAUGCUGCUAGUCCGGCUGCUGUAGCUGCGUCGGCGCAGGGUGCGGUGGGCGGUAUACCCGCUCUGGCCAAAGCAGCAGCUGAGAAUGUCCUCGGUUCUCAACCCCCCUUUGAACCCCCUUACCAGGGUGCUUUGUAA
Molecule: messenger RNA, 1472 nt
Organism: Ceraceosorus bombacis
Lineage: Eukaryota; Fungi; Basidiomycota; Exobasidiomycetes; Ceraceosorales; Ceraceosoraceae
Source: the annotation of a GenBank genome assembly